AGAGUGAAAAGUCUGCAGCUGCUUUGGAAAGAGGGGGAACUAGAGAGAGAGAUGAGAGGAGAGGAGAGAAAGAAAGUGACAGUAGGCCACAUCAUUAAACACUGACAACGGGUCAAAGACAGAGUAGCAGAGAAAGGGGGUAUCCAGAACAUACCAUAACCAUAUGUGGUCUUAAAAGUGGAAAAAUCUGUUACUUUGGAAACAGAAAAAACUAAGAAACUAACAGGAAACUUUCCCCGGAAAAGAUAGAGAAGAAAGAAAGUCAUCUAGUUUUUGAACAACUUGAGGACUCAUCAUGUCAACCCUCCCGGCAGAGACAGGCCCUGAGGAUGCCAACAAUCAGAGCUUCUGGAUGCCAGGGAACUACCACAGCACAGUGAAGAGGACCGAAGAUGCCUUCCAGGCAUGUAAUGACAUAGUGACGUGUUUUCAGGAGAGGGCCAGGGUCGAGAGACAGUACGCGCAGCAACUUAGUGAGUGGAGUACCAAAUGGAAACCCCUAGUGGAUGCGAGUCCUCUCUACGGCUCUCUGUUACAAGCGUGGCAGUGCUUCCUCUCUUCUGCUGACCGCCUCUCCUCACUGCACUCCUCCAUCUGCCGAGCUCUGGUGUCAGAGGAUGGAGAUCGCAUCCGGACGUGGCAGAAGGACACUUUCCAUAAGAAGAUAUUUGGAGGUUUCAAGGAGUCCCAGGAUUUUGAAACCGGUUUCUCACGUGCUCAGAAGCCCUGGGGCAAGAGAUUGAAGAAGUUAGAGAAGGCCAGGACAGCAUUUCACAAAGCUUGUCGCAAGGAACACAUGGCUCGUGAGCGGGGGGCCCACGCCCAAGGAAACCCUGACAUUGCCAUUGAGAAACAGAGGAAGAUCCAGGAAGAGACCGAACUAGCUCACCAGGAGACAGAGAAAGUGCGAGCCCGCUAUGAGAAGGUUCUCGAGGAAGUGACGCGUUAUGCUCCGCGCUACAUGGAGGAAAUGGAGUCUAUCUUUGACCAAUCACAAGAGGAGGAGAGGAAGAGGAUAAGUUUCCUCAAACAGGCUUUCCUUUCCAUCCACAGACACUUGGAUGUCACUAACAAUGACAGCAUAAAAGCCGUGUACAAUGAGCUCCAUAACACUCUGAUGUCCAUCAGCGAGCAGGAGGAUUUGCGCUGGUGGAAGAAUACACAUGGGCCGGGAAUGCCCACUGACUGGCCUCAAUUUCAGGAGUGGACUCCAGACAAGAAGCAUAAAAAGGGAAAGAAGGAGGUGGAGCAGAAAGCAGUAAUGAUGGAGAGAAGUGUAAUGAUUGGAGGAGUGAGAGUCAGAGCUCUUUAUGACUAUGUUGGACAGGAGACAGAUGAACUCUCCUUCAAAGCAGGUGAGGAGUUUCUAAAGAUCGAGGAUGAGGAUGAUCAGGGUUGGUGCAGAGGCAUGAUGGAUGGAGGGAAAGAGGGCCUUUACCCUGCUAACUACGUGGAGGUGGUGUAGAUCAACAGGAAGACACAGAGCUCCCGCUCUGGGUUACAUAAAUGCCUACAGGUUUAAGCCAGUUUCACAGCCAUGUUUAUUGAAGUUUGGUGCAGGUACGGGUUUAGAGCUGAAUUAAGUAUGGGAAGUUUGGAUCUGAACAAGAAAAUGCCCUAAAGUGCUUUCAUUACGAUCUUACUUGAGAACAUUGUAUGGUCUGGUUUCACAGACAGGGCUUAUAUUAAGCCAGGGUUAGGCCUUAGUUCAAUUAGGACAUUUGACUAGCUUUUAUAAAUGGACCUUAGAAAAAAAAAACAUUACUGGUGUGCAUCUUGAGACAAAACAACAGCACUGGCAUAAUUUACAUAAGAAACGUCAGUCAAAUUACUUUCAGUUAAAACAGCUCAAACAUGUAUUUUAGUCUGAGACUAGUUUAAGCCUUGUCUGUGAAAUUGGGCAUAUUGUGUAUCACAUUUUGGCUUUAGAUUAAAAUAUGCAGAGAUUUUCAUUCAAUUAUGAUAUAAUUAGGUACAAAGAUCCUCUAAUUUUUAGAGAAAAUGAACUGCAUUGUCUUGCAUGAACCUACAGAGAAUUUUGACGAUGCCUCACACCAAAGACUUCAGUGCAUUUUUACAUUUUAUCAAUGACAUACUUCUGAUGAGAAUUGUUAUAUCUGAUGCCUGUGUAAAAGGGGCCAGAUGGGUACGUCAUUCACAGCUGCGAAUUUCACGCAAGGUGUUAAUAGGUAUGAUAAUAUGCUAUAUUUUAUCCGCUUUGAUCGUGUUACUAAAUAUCACUUGUCUCACAUUUAAUUAUUUUAGUUACAUAAAGGCAGUAUUAAUCAACACCAUUUAAAGUGAUAUCCGUGGGACCCUUUACGGUCUCUUCUUGUGUAUUUCUGUUGUGUUUUUAGAUGUCAUUCUAACCAAAGAAAAAGGAUGUAUGCAAAUAAGCCCAAUGUUUAUUUGUGCAGUAGUGAGAGUAAAUUACAUCGGAUCAGGGCCAUAUAGUCACUAAUCAAAUGCAAAUACUACCAGUAUUAAAAAGGAUACAGAUUA
Molecule: messenger RNA, 2502 nt
Organism: Pimephales promelas (fathead minnow)
Lineage: Eukaryota; Metazoa; Chordata; Actinopteri; Cypriniformes; Leuciscidae
Product: protein kinase C and casein kinase substrate in neurons protein 3
Biological process (GO): plasma membrane tubulation; cytoskeleton organization; regulation of endocytosis
Cellular component (GO): endosome; plasma membrane; cytoplasm
Molecular function (GO): phospholipid binding; protein binding
Source: RefSeq, a predicted model, not a curated record